AUGGUUUCGAUAUCUUCAAGGUCAAGUCUGCGCUUGAGAUCCUUGUGGUUCUCAAUCUUGACAUCGUCGCCCGGUGCCGACGAUUUGUCGCCAAUAAAUGCGCCUUCGUCGUCCAUCUUGUUCAAGACCGCGUCCACCACUUCCUCAAUUUUCUUGGACUGGCUAACAAGCCUGCAGAUAACAUUCUUUCCCCGUGGAUUCGGCAUCAUUGUGGCCAAACAAUAUUUUGUGUUUGUGUUGGAAUUAUUCACUUGGGCUGCAAAACGCACAUAUUCUUUCACCAUCAAUGGCCAUGGCAAGGGCCCAGACGCAUUAAAAAUAGUAGGAUUUACCUCGGCCUUAGACGCAAUCAUGCAGCCCACAUCAUCUCCGAACAUCUUUUGUAGAUCCCUGUAUUCUUGA
Molecule: messenger RNA, 402 nt
Organism: Ogataea philodendri
Lineage: Eukaryota; Fungi; Ascomycota; Pichiomycetes; Pichiales; Pichiaceae
Exons: 1
Coding region: 1-402 (133 amino acids)
Source: RefSeq, a predicted model, not a curated record